AUGCAUACCGCCUUCGACAGCGCUCCUCUGCUCACGGGCAUCAAGGGUAAACCAGAAGCCAUCGUUGCUCACGGUGGCAAGCUCAUCGUUGGUUCGUCCACCGGCACUCUACACGUAUACAGAACAGACACGACCUCAGCAUCACAGCAACCAGAAACGUCACCACCCGUUUCUUCCUCCAGACGUCCACCUUCGCCCCAUGGCUCGUCGGCCAAACCUGCCUCCAUCCUCUCCCACACAUCAACACGAGAGAUCAAACCGUCCGUAUCCGCGUCAGCACCAAUACAGACAGCACCACAGUUCUCGAAACGCUCGAUAGACCAGCUCGGCGUAAUCAAGGAGGCCAACCUGCUAAUAUCCUUAUCCGAUGGAUUCGUGUCCUUACACGACUUGGCGACCCUAGAACUUCGCUCUCAGCUGCUACAGACAAAAGGCGCAACUACAUUCGGAGUGGAUACGUCCAUCCAGAAACGUGUGGCUCCUCAGAUACCUGACUACGGCCCCGGGCCGCUUGGCGCAAGAACAUCGAGCAAGUUUAAUCCCAAUGCGUCUAUCAGCUCGCGUGCAUUCAGACCCGGUACGAUAGGCGAUCAAAAUCAAGCGGGCGCUGCAGGCGGAACAGCCGGAACGGGAAGCAUGUCAAGAAAUCGAUCCAGCGUAUUUGACAUUCCGUCCAAGGACUGGCAGGCAGCCAGCAUGAGAGGAAUGGACGCCGUGGCGAGGUACCGCGAACAAGAGAGGAAAAAGGCGAUGGAAGACGCACGCUUCGGAGGUGCUUCGGCAGAUGCCGAUGGGCAGCAUGGUAUCAUGACGCUCGUAACAGUGCUGGCUGUUGGCGUAAAGCGAAAGCUGCUUGUGUUCCGUUGGGUCGACGGCGAGUUUUGGGACACACGAGAAGUGGCGCUGCUUCAUACACCACGCAGCUUGGCGUUUGUGACGCCAACGAGAUUGUUCAUGGGGUACAAUGCGCUAGAAUAUGGCACCAUCUCGAUCCCACUUGCUGCCGAAUCUACCGUCUCCUACACUCACCCCUCGUCAGGUUUUGCAGCGACGAGCCACAAUAGCAGUAGUCAACUUCGCCGCGAGACGCACGUCAAUCCGCCCGCCAAUUCGACCUCUGGCCCGCUCGUAGACCUCACCUCGUCUAGUCUCUCAUCUUGGCAUGUGGAGGACUUUGAUCUCUCCUCCAAUGCAGCGGGUGGCGAGGGCGCGCAUUCGUCUUCAGGAGGCGCCCACCCAAGCACAAGCAUCUCGAUUGCUGGCGGUGCAGGUGCUGGCUUUAGCGCAGCGCUCGGAGGAUUGGGUGGUCUCGGAGGAUACAUGGGUCUGAGUAGCAAGGGCAAGAUGUCGGUGCUCCACGUCGAGGGAGGCGAGGUGCUGUUCGUACGAGAUGGCACCGGCAUCUUUCUUGGCGCUGAUGGCCGACCAACGCGACGUGAGGGAGUUGAGUGGCAUGCGAGCCCGCUCGAGGUGGCUUUUGCAAAACCAUACGUCUUUGCGGUGCUGCCCAGCGGCUCUAUUCCCUCGCUCAGGAACAGCUCGUUGCCAAACGCAAACAAUCCCGUUCUGCAGAUCCGCUCUGUUGGCACACUGUUUGCCGUCCAGACUCUCUGCUUCCCACCCGCAUCUCCAACAACGUCUUCUAAGCCAGCGUCUUCUCCACCUCAGGUACGGCUCUUGACACCAUCAAGCGGGAACAAGCCGCCGAUCUUUGUCGUCGUCACCCCGGCAGACCGCACAACGCUCGAGAGGGAAGGUAGCACCAUUUGGAGACUCGAGAUGCAAAGCUGGGGCCAGCAGAUCGACGAGCUGGUCGAAAAGGGCGAAUUCGAAGAAGCUCUGGGCCUGCUCGACAGCGUCGACAACGUGAUUUUGGAAGACAAGGACGAACGCAGGGCUCACGUUCAAGGUCUUUUCGCGCUCUCAUUAUUUGCAGAUGAGCGAUUCGACGAAGCCAUCGAGAUGUUUAUGGAGCUCGACACCAAUCCAGCCAAGGUGAUUGCGCUCUACCCGUCUAACGUUGCUGGCGAGUUGAGUCGCAGCAAGCAGGAAUGGUUUCCCAUCUUUGGUGGAAAAACACCAGCCAAAUUGCGCGCUUCAUCACUCGAUGCGGGCGAUGCAAGUCCGACGCCCAGCCAUGCGACUCUAGCGACCUCAGCAACCAACACAGCGAGAAGUCGACUCGGUGGGUUGUUUCCAGGUCGAAGACCUGAUAGCAUCAUCGGGGAGCCAGUUGUGACGAGCAACUUGAGCUCGAGCCCGUCGCAUGCGAGCUCGACAAAACCCAAGUCAAGUCGAAUUGCAACGAGUGUGGCAAGCUCGAUGGCGCAAGAAGCCGACGCGCAAGCAGAGACAGCCUCGAUUCGAUCCGUCAGAACGACGCGUGAAGCACCAGAGAUAAAGGCUGCUGGAUCAGGCGCGAGCCGCGACAGCCGCACAGCAGCUGAACCAUCUUCACGCAAAGCGCUAGACGCGCUUGGUAAGUUCCUCGCAGAUCGUCGACGUAUAUUCAAGCCGAUCCUCGAAUCGAGUCCUCAGCACGAGUCCAAGGACCACAUGGCCAUGUCGCAGGUCAAGCGUGAUACACACUGGCUGCUCUCGCUUGCCAACAAGCCUUUUGGCGAGAUGGACAAGGAUGAGCUGAUUGCGGUGGCCCAGACGGUCGAUACUGCCUUGUUCAAGACAUUUCUGCUCACGAAACCGGCGCUGAUCGGCCCGCUAUGCCGUAUCGAGAACUGGUGUGAGGUGGAACAGGUGGAAGAGCUACUAAAGGAGCGCAAAAAAUUCUCAGAGCUGAUUGCGCUGUAUGGAGGGAAAGAGAUGCACAGCAAGGCGUUGGGUCUGCUCAAGCAGUUUGCAGAUGAGGAGGACGAUGCGGAGGAAAAAAUUCGACCAACGAUGCAAUAUCUGCAGAAUCUGGGCCCCGAGUUUAUCGAAAUCAUCCUUGAGACGUCACAUUGGCUGCUCAAAGUCGAUAGCAAACUGGGCAUGGAGGUGUUCACGGCAGACACGGGGAAAGUGGGGUCGUGGCCUCGGCUCGAGAUCGUCGAUGACCUAAAUCGUUUCGACAAGGCGUUGUGCGCUGUCUAUCUCGAAUUUAUCAUCGAGAAUGGCGGCGAAGCAGAUCCCGAGCUGCACGACAAGCUGAUCAGGCUGUAUCUGCGACGAGCGGAGCUGAACGAGCUGAUGCAGAAGCUGCUCAAAUUUUUGCGCACCUCGACGCAGUACCGGCCAGAGCAGAUCCUCGUUCGCCUACCUGCGGACGACAACGACCGCGACAUGCUAGAGGCAAGGGCAUUGUUGCUGGGUAGGAUGGGUCAACAUGAAGGCGCGCUCAGUAUCUACGUACGUAAGCUCCAAGAUCUGACAAGGGCGGAAGAGUACUGCCGCGACGUGUGGCGAUAUCGAGCAGCCUCGUGGGGCCACAUCACUUCAGGGCAGGUGCAGCCACAGCAGGCACGGCUUGGACGCUCAAACCAUCAGCAGAGUCUGUUGGUGGACCAGGAAGAGAAGCAGCUGGCGGAUCAAGAGGUGUUUUUGACACUGCUGCGCAUCUACCUGGAUACGUCGUCUGAGAAAGCUUCGGUUCAGCUGGACGCUGCUGUGGGCCUGAUCGAGCGGCACGCAGCGCGCAUCGACCUGCGCUCGGCACUGGAACUGCUACCAUCGUCUGUGCCAUUGUCGCAAAUCGCAGGCUUCAUCAACGUCAACCUGCGAGACCUGACGCGCAAAGAGCACGAAGCCAACGUGAUCCGCGAGAUGCGCCGCAACCGCAACUGGCAGGUGGAAGAAACGCUGUGCAAGCUACAGAGUCGACGCGUCAAGGUGGGUGAGUCGAGAACGUGUCCAAAGUGCCACAAGCGACUGGGCAACAGUGUGGUGGCGGUGAAUCCGGUAAGCGGAGCGGUGAUGCAUUACUUUUGCUCGAUCCAUGCUGAGCAAAAGGGACAGCAGCGACCAUCUUGA
Messenger RNA from Mycosarcoma maydis (corn smut), 3966 nucleotides. RefSeq lists its product as uncharacterized. The record is from RefSeq and is a predicted model, not a curated record. The transcript is spliced from 2 exons. Lineage: Eukaryota; Fungi; Basidiomycota; Ustilaginomycetes; Ustilaginales. Gene Ontology annotation, cellular component: fungal-type vacuole membrane; cytoplasm. Gene Ontology annotation, biological process: vesicle-mediated transport; endosomal vesicle fusion; autophagy. The coding region runs from base 1 to 3966 and encodes 1321 amino acids.